AUGGAAAUCACAGUAUAUUUUAUAGAACAAUACACUCUUCAAAAUAACUUUGCCAUCUUUAAGCACAAGAUUGAAAAAUUUUCAAAUGGUACUUGUAGAAAAAGGGUAUUUAAGUGUGAUUUGAGAGAAAGGUAUGUUGAAAAAUAUUCAAGACUGAUAUUAGGUAAAGAAAAGAGUAAAGGAAGCAAAAAGCAAGGCUUACAAUUUUCUGAAAUUCCAGUAUUAGAUGAUAGUUCAUUUGAACCUUUCUUUGAUAAAGUAGAAGAUUCUGCCGAAUCUCUUAUUGAAGCUGAUGAGGAUCAGAAGCUUGACUUAAAGUCUUUAAUUUCGAUGAUUAGUUUUAACGAUAUUUUAGAAGUUUAG
Messenger RNA from Funneliformis caledonium, 363 nucleotides. The record is from the annotation of a GenBank genome assembly. NCBI's taxonomy places the organism in Eukaryota, Fungi, Glomeromycota, Glomeromycetes, Glomerales, Glomeraceae.